This is a messenger RNA of Vigna umbellata (rice bean), 907 nucleotides long. Its product is annotated as chalcone--flavanone isomerase-like. The record is from RefSeq and is a predicted model, not a curated record. Gene Ontology annotation, molecular function: chalcone isomerase activity. NCBI's taxonomy places the organism in Eukaryota, Viridiplantae, Streptophyta, Magnoliopsida, Fabales, Fabaceae. Gene Ontology annotation, biological process: flavonoid biosynthetic process.
UACCCUUCGCCUUUCUUUUUUCUUUAAAUUUCCCAUUCCUACAUAUCAAAUUAACUCACUCACUGCUUUACCAAUGUCGCUCUCUUCCGUAACCGCCGUAGACGUCGAAAACGUCACCUUCCCUCCCACCCUCAACCCUCCCUCCUCCGCCACCGCCUUCUUCCUCGCCGGUGCCGGCGUCAGGGGCCUCCAGAUUCAAGACAAUUUCGUUAAAUUCACUGCCAUUGGGAUCUACCUCCAACCUAACGCCGUUCCUCUUCUCUCCGUCAAAUGGAACGCCAAGUCUGUUCAAGAAUUAACGGAAUCCAUCGAAUUCUUCAGAGACAUCGUGACAGGGCCGUUUGAGAAAUUUAUGCAGGUGACAAUGAUCUUACCCUUGACGGGGCAGCAAUACUCAGAGAAAGUUGCAGAAAAUUGUGUUGCCAUUUGGAAGUCUCUUGGGAUAUACACUGAUGCAGAAGCUCAGGCAAUAGACAAGUUUGUUACUGUUUUCAAAGACGAAACAUUCCCACCAGGCUCCUCUAUCCUUUUCACAGUGUCACCCAAUGGAUCAUUAUUGAUAAGAUUCUCUAAAGAUGGAUCCAUUCCAGAAGAAGCCAGCACUGUUAUAGAUAAUAAACUACUUUCAGAGGCUGUGUUGGAGUCGAUGAUUGGUAAGCAUGGCGUCUCCCCUGCAGCAAAACAGAGUUUGGCCACCAGAUUAUCUGAGUUAUUCAAAGAGGGGGGUGUCCCUGAAUCUCAUAACUGAUUUUAUCACCAUCUGAUGAUGAAAAUCCUUUACCACUUUGGUGUGUUACCAAUAAAUAAGGGGGAAAUUUCAGAUUUUACUUGUGUUGUUAUCCUUUGUUGUAUAAGUUCUGAAUUGAUGUAUUUGAUUUUUCGUUGUGAAUCAACUGAUUAUGCUUAA